Messenger RNA from Labrus bergylta (ballan wrasse), 2135 nucleotides. NCBI's taxonomy places the organism in Eukaryota, Metazoa, Chordata, Actinopteri, Labriformes, Labridae. The record is from RefSeq and is a predicted model, not a curated record.
AACACUAGCCAACAUGGCGGAGCAGGGGAUGGAGAGACUCAAACGGUCCCCUAAAAGAGUUUUUAUCAACAACGUAGACUCAUACACUUCUGAAUGGAUCGCCAAGUUCUUGUCGGAGUGUUUGGUGGGAGCAGCUUUCUGUGUUGUUGGAACUGUUUCUGACUCACCUGAGGAGGACAGACCUUACCUGCACGAAGAGUAUUCAAUAAAGAACAUGAACAGAGACAUCCUGCUCUCCAAACUGAUGGACUGUGACGUAGUAAUCUACAACAUUACCCAGCAUGCCGAGCAGCUGGAGGAGGCUCUCUGGGCUGUUUCAGCUCUUCAUGAUAAAAUGAACCAUUUCUCUGGACCAAAGAUGUUCAUCCUCGUCUCCACGGUGAUGACCUGGGCCUGCAGCAAACCCAUCGACCCUGACGAUCCGGAGCUUCCGUUCACAGAUGAGAUUUUCUGGAGAAGACGAGCUCACCCGAACUUUAAACAUCACAUCGACCUGGAGAAGAGGGUUGUCAAGAUGGGGAAAACUAACAGGAAGUUGUUCUCGACGUACGUGGUGGCGUCUGGACUUCAGUACGGGAUGGGGGAGCAGAUCUUUCACUUCUUCUUCAAGAUGUCCUGGCUCGGGCAGGAACAAAGAGUUCCUGUGUUUGGAGACGGCAAAAACAUUGUUCCCACGGUUCACAUUAAAGACCUGGCAAGUGUGGUUCAUAAUGUGAUCGAACAUCAGCCCAAACCGUAUUACCUGCUGGCUGUGGAUCAGUCGCACAACACCAUGGAGGAGAUAGUCAAGACAGUUUCCACUGCUCUGGGACCGGGAAAGAUCGAGAAGAAGAUGUUCAUAGAAGCUUUCCUUACAAAGGACCUGAGUGUGAUGGAGAUGGACUCCCUGCAGGUGAACCUUCGUUUGGAGGCAGUCCACAUUAAGGAGCUGUUCUCUAUGGAGUGGAGCUGUGAGUCUGGACUGGUGGAGAACAUGGAGCAGGUGGUGGAGGAGUUCAGGCAGACCAGAGGAAUGCUGCCCCUGCGUGUGUGUGUUGUGGGUCCUCCUGCUGUGGGGAAGAGCUCAGUGUGUAAACAGAUCUGUGAACAUUACAGACUCCAUCACAUCACUCUGAAGGAGACCAUCACUGAAACCAUCGCACAACUGGAGUUUGUUGGAAACAACUCUGAUCCAGAAGCAGAGAACGAUGAAUUGGCAGCAGAUCUGCUGUUCAGUCUGAAGGAGAGCAUGGAGCAGAACGGAGGUCUGUUGGAGGAUCAUCUGCUGGUGAAGGUGCUGAAACAUAAACUGAUGUCAAACCCGUGUAAAAACCAGGGCUUCAUCCUGGACGGGUUUCCAAAAACAUACGAACAAGCCAAAGAGCUCUUCUCCGAUGAAGAAGAGUCUGAAGGUGACACAUCCAUGACUUCUGGACACAACAGGAGGAUUACACCAGAGUUUGUGUUGGUCCUAGACGCCUCGGACUCGUUCCUGCGGGAUCGUGUGAUGAAUCUGCCCGAGCGGGUCGUUCAGGAACAAAACUACGAGCAGGAUCACUUCCUGCAGAAACUGAUCAGAUACAGAGAGGCAAACAUGGAGGAAGAGACAGUCGUCAACUUCUUUGAUGAGCUGGACGUCUCCCUCCUCUACCUCGAGGUCACCAGCAGCAGUGAACCCAACUGUCUGCAGCUGAUUCAGAAGAUUUUCGACACGUUGGGUCCUCCCAGGAACUACGGCCGCAGCAUCGAGGAGGUGAAGAAGGAGGAGAGGAGGAAGGUGGAGGAGAGGAUGAGGAGGGAGGAGCAGGAGAGAGCUAAGGAGGAGAGGAAUGAGGAAGAGGAGGCCAGACACAGAGCUGCACGCUGGGACGAGUGGACUAAACAUCUGGAGGAGGUGAGGCAGCAGGAGGAGGAGCUUCUGGAGGUUCAGUCGGCCUCGAUGAGGAGCUACCUGAUGGAGCAGGUGAUGCCCAUACUGAGCCGCGGUCUGAUGGAAUGCUGCACCGCCCGACCACACGACCCCGUUGACUUCCUGGCGGAGUUUCUACUGAAAAACAACCCGUCCAACUACUGAUGGAAGAGGUCAGUCUGUGUGGAGAAACCAAACCAUUCUCUAGUUAAUUAGAGACGGUUACACAUGUAGUGUUUCUGUUAAA